AUGAGUUUGAACUGCUUGACUUGCCAGGUCCUGAAAAGAACUGACUCGGUCAAUGAGAGGGAUCACUCUGGCCGUAAACAAAAGCCUAACCUGACAUUUUGCUGGGGAAGUGCAGCUUGGUCUCCGAAUUACGAGCAAAUCAGAAGUGAGCCAACGUCGAAGAAGGUGAAGAAGGGUCAUCGCCGCCGGAAUACCAUUCACACGACGUAUGAGUCCAAGGGUCUCGACGCUGAUCACGCCGAGCCAAGGCUGGUGAGGAGCAGUGGGAUGAGGAGGGAUUGGAGCUUUGAGGAUUUGAGAGGACCAGGGAUGAUCGAAAGAUGA
This is a messenger RNA of Hibiscus syriacus, 324 nucleotides long. RefSeq lists its product as uncharacterized. The transcript has a single exon. NCBI's taxonomy places the organism in Eukaryota, Viridiplantae, Streptophyta, Magnoliopsida, Malvales, Malvaceae. The record is from RefSeq and is a predicted model, not a curated record. Bases 1 to 324 code for a protein of 107 amino acids.